Molecule: messenger RNA, 1116 nt
Organism: Colletotrichum aenigma
Lineage: Eukaryota; Fungi; Ascomycota; Sordariomycetes; Glomerellales; Glomerellaceae
Gene: mtg1
Product: Mitochondrial GTPase 1
Exons: 1
Coding region: 1-1116 (371 amino acids)
Cellular component (GO): mitochondrion
Molecular function (GO): GTPase activity; GTP binding
Source: RefSeq, a predicted model, not a curated record
AUGCUCCCGACCCUCGCUCGCCGGAGCACCACCACCGUCGCCGCCGCCGCCGCGACCGGCGCCUUCUCGCCCCGCACCCGCUUCGACGUCUCCGACUCCAUCCCCCGCUCCUACUACCUCGGCCACCACCACGCCGCCCUCCGCGACAUCUCCUCCCGCCUCAGCGAGGUCGGCCUAGUCCUCGAGUGCCGCGACUACCGCGUCCCCAUCACCUCCUGGAACCCGAUCCUCGAUCGCGCCAUCGCCGGCCGCGAGCGCAUCGUUGUCUACACCCACCGCGACCUCGGCACCGACAGCCCCCGCGAGAUCGAGCAGGCGCUGCGCCGCUUCCACCGCGGCCAGACCGCCGGCGGCGGCACCCCGCAGCGCGCCGUCUUCUGGCGCAAGGACGACGGCGCGAGCACAAAGACCCUACUGAGCGAGAUCCGCCAUGUCGCGCAGGGCAUCGACAGCCUGACGGGCGUGCGCGCGCUCGUCGUCGGCAUGCCCAACGUCGGCAAGAGCACCCUGCUGAACAAGCUGCGCAAGCACGGCAUGCAGAAGAAGCCGUCCGUCGCAAGGGUCGGCGCGCAGCCCGGCGUGACGCGCAAGCUGUCCUCCCCCGUGCGCAUUCUCGACUCCGAGAAGGACGGCGGCGCGGGGCUCGGCGAGGGCGUGUUUGUCCUCGACACGCCCGGAGUCUUCAUGCCGUACGUGUCCGAGGCCGAGAGCAUGGUCAAGCUUGCGCUGGUCGGGUCCGUAAAGGACGACCGCAUCCCCAUGGUGAUUCUUGCAGAUUACCUCCUCUACCGGAUGAACCUCGCCGACCCCAGUGUGUACGCGAAAUACAGCGAUCCAACGAACGAAGUCAACGACUUUCUACAAGGGGUAGCGAGCAAGACGGGCAAGUUGAAGAGCGGCGGAGAGGCGAAUGCGGAGAGUGCGGCAGAUUGGAUAGUCAAGCAAUGGAGAGUUGGCCAACUGGGCAAGGUCGUUUUGGACGAUGUCAACGACGAGGCUUUCAGGGAGAAGGAGUUAGAAAAGGCCGGACAAGGCCCCGUGAGCAUGAGCCAGGCGCGCAAGCGGGAGAAGGAGGCCAGGAAGGACAGAGCACUCAACAAAACCAAAGCCGUGUAA